Messenger RNA from Parathielavia appendiculata, 1241 nucleotides. Its product is annotated as NPP1-domain-containing protein. The record is from RefSeq and is a predicted model, not a curated record. NCBI's taxonomy places the organism in Eukaryota, Fungi, Ascomycota, Sordariomycetes, Sordariales, Chaetomiaceae. The transcript has 2 exons. Bases 109 to 915 code for a protein of 268 amino acids.
UCAGCAUGAAAGUAGUAUAUAGGCACCUCAAACCUCCCUGAGGGACAGGACUCAGGGGGCGACUCUGGCUGUGCACGCUUCUUACCACCACUAGAGCCAGCCACAGUCAUGACCAGACUCUUCCCCAGCAGCCUGCUGCUACUCGCAGCGGCAGUUCCCGCCAUCCUCGCUGCGCCCCCUCUCCUCCUCCCCCGCGCGCCAACACCACCUACGGCCCUGCCCCAGCGCGCCACCGCCAACGACCUCCGCUGGCAACCUUCGCUGGACUUCGACACGGACGGCUGCUACAACGUCCCCGCCAUCGACGCCCAGGGCAACAUCGUGCAGGGCCUGCCUCAUUCGUGGACGGGCACGUCGACCGACUGCCGCGACCUAUCAGACCUGAACAACAACAACGUCUACUCGCGCCAGCGCUGCAACAACGGCUGGUGCAUCUACCUGUACGGCUACUACUUCGAGAAGGACGUGGCCAUCCCCAACUUCCUGGACACGGGCCACACCCACGACUGGGAGCACAUCGCCGUGUGGGUGCGCCAGUCGACGGGCCGGGCCGAGUACGUCGCGGCGUCGCAGCACGGCAACUACGAGAUCAAGCCCGCCGGCGAGGUCCGCUGGGAUGGGGACCAUCCCAAGAUGGUGUACCACAAGGACGGGGCGAGCACGCACUGCUUCCGGUUCGCCAACGCCGACGACGACCGCAUUGAGAAUGCGAAGGGGGUGUGGUUCCGCGGCGCGCUUGUUUCGUACAAUGGCUUUCCGUCAACGGCCGUCAGGGAGAAGCUGUUUGCGUACGACUUUGGGGCUGCGACGAUUGAUUUCAAGGACUCGACUUUUGCUGGGGCCAUCGCCAAGGCGAAGCCGUCCGCUGUCACGUUUGAUGUGAACGCUGAUGUUGGCUCGCCAGGAAGUCCUUGAGUGUUGGACGGAAGGACGGAUUCAAUUGGUUCUUGGACAUGAUAUAUUGGAUAGAAUCCGAGAAAAGUGUACCUAUGUGAGAUUUACAGGGACGAUCUCAGGGAGCUUGCUAACUGCUAUCGGACUCGGACAGUCGCAAUAUUACAGAUGUAGCGUUAAAACUUUGUACGCUGUCAAUGAAUAACUCAUCAUAGUAGCAUCAUGGGAAAUUUCAGACAGUCAUCGGUAUGUAUACACGGGGGUUUGUUUAUAACUAUGUUUCGGUUGACGGUCAAUGUGAAAUAAAACAUAAGGUAACAUUUGAGGCUCAGCCUAUUGCAUUAAGU